Cicer arietinum (chickpea) is the source of this 7352-nucleotide messenger RNA. Its product is annotated as kinesin-like protein KIN-12C. Gene Ontology annotation, molecular function: microtubule binding; ATP binding; microtubule motor activity. The record is from RefSeq and is a predicted model, not a curated record. Gene Ontology annotation, biological process: cytokinesis; microtubule-based movement. NCBI's taxonomy places the organism in Eukaryota, Viridiplantae, Streptophyta, Magnoliopsida, Fabales, Fabaceae.
GAAGAAGAAAGAUUUGAAAUUUAAAUGAGUUCGGGAGUGACAUUAUUGAUAUUAACAAAUGGUUGAGGGACCCAACUACAAUUUACGAAAGUAGAAUUUGAAAUGAGGCGGGGUCCUCUUCCAUCACCACCAUUGUUAGUAGAUUUCGCUCUUCAUUCAAAUCCAUUCAAAUCUAACAACACCAAGAAGCUCUUAUUAUUAUUAUCAAUAAUAAAGUAAUAAUGAAUCAGAAUCAUAGCUCUAUUCGCAUUAACAACAAAAUAUUGAAGGAAACAACAACACCAUCAUCCACUUCAACUACUACUACUCAAAAUAUGAAUCGAAGGAACUCUCAAAUCGAAGCAAAUGAGAACGAAUUUGAAUCUCAAACUCCAAUCAACUUUCCACCUCCACGAACACCUUUGAAUUCCAUACCCGAUCCAUCUCAGUAUCAUGAACCCGAACCUAUACGACACCGUCGCUCUUCCUCCGAUAGGUUCGGGAAUGCUGCCUCGGUUCGGGUUGCUAAGCUACACUCCGAGCCUAAUACACCGGCUAGAGUUUCUUCUUCCAGGGUUUCGCUUGGCGGAGGAAACAGCAGAGUGAGCUUAGGAAAAGGAUUUCUGAAAGGAACCGAAAUAUCGACGGAAGUUCAGCAUUUUGAACUAAAUCACGAUCCUUCGUUUUGGACGGAUCAUAAUGUGCAGGUGUUGAUAAGGAUUCGACCAUUGAGUAGUAUGGAGAAGCUUUCACAAGGAAGUGGAAGGUGUUUGAAACAGGAAACUGCACAGACUUUGGUUUGGCUUGGUCAUCCUGAAACCAGAUUCACAUUUGAUCAUAUUGGCUGUGAGACUUUAUCACAGGAAAAUUUGUUCAGAGUUGCAGGAGUGCCCAUGGUGGAGAAUUGUUUGUCUGGUUACAACAGCUGUAUGUUUGCUUAUGGUCAGACGGGCAGUGGAAAAACAUAUACCAUGAUGGGUGAGAUUGAAGAAACACAAGGAUGCCUUGAUGAAGAUAGCGGGAUAACACCGAGAGUUUUUGACUAUUUAUUUACGAGAAUUAAAGUGGAAGAAGAGAGCCGGAAGGAUUGUAAACUGAAAUACACUUGCAAAUGUUCCUUUUUGGAGAUAUACAAUGAGCAGAUAACUGAUCUUCUAGAACCUUCAGCAACAAAUCUGCAACUCAGAGAAGAUAUGAAGAAGGGGGUAUAUGUCGAUAACCUUACUGAACAUUGUGUGGUCACCGUCAAUGAUGUUCUGAGGCUUUUGGUACAGGGCACUGCAAAUAGAAAGGUGGCUGCAACUCAUAUGAACUGCGAGAGCAGUCGGUCUCACAGCGUUUUCACUUGCAUUAUUGAAAGUCAAUGGGAGAAAGAUUCUAUGACUCACUUUAGGUUUGCAAGGUUAAAUUUGGUAGAUCUGGCUGGUUCUGAAAGGCAGAAAAGCUCAGGAGCCGACAGUGAACGUUUGAAAGAAGCUGCAAAUAUAAAUAAAUCCUUAUCAACUCUUGGCUUGGUCAUCAUGACUUUGGUCGACUUAGCGCACGGGAAGCCUAGGCAUGUUCCCUAUAGAGAUUCAAGGCUCACAUUUCUUCUUCAGGAUUCUUUAGGUGGAAACUCAAAAACAAUGAUAAUUGCAAAUGUCAGCCCAUCUAUUUGCUCUGCUAACGAAACACUAAGCACUCUCAAGUUUGCCCAGCGAGCCAAGCUCAUUCAAAACAAUGCAAAAGUGAAUGAAGAUGCAUCUGGUGACAUAAGUGCACUGCAGUGGCAAAUCCAACAGUUGAAGGGUCAACUAUCCUUUAUGAUGAAGAAUAAUUUUUUUCCAACUCCGGUGUCAAAUUUGGAGCCAAAUUCUGAUAGCUGUAGGUUGAGAGAAGUGUCAGAAGAUCACGCCUCUGUGGGAGAAAAAGUGACAACAGGUCACAAGCUACUUACUCCAAACAAAGAGAGCUGUUAUAUCUGGCAGAUCAAAUGCUUGAAAGCUGCGUUGGUUGGAGCCUUGAGGAGAGAAAAAAUGGCCGAGACUACAAUCCAGGAUUUAAAUGUUGAAAUUGAACGCACAAAAUGCUUGGCUCAACAAAAGGAAGAAGAUGCUCAACAUACUUCAAUUAUGCUGAGGCUUUGUGACGAGAAAAUUAAACAACUUGAAUUAUUGGUAGAUGGUCAACUGUCAACUGAGAAGUACCUCAUGGAGGAAAAUAGGGCCUUACAUGAGGAGCUUCAGUUGCUUAAAAUGAAGAUUGAUAAACAUUCAGAAUCAUCCAGACUUGCUUUAGAGAAUGAUAGACUUUUGCAACAACUACAAAUAUUCCAAAACUUCUAUGAGCAUGGAGAGCGGGAAAAAUUGCUGACCGAAAUUUCUGAACUGCGUGAUCAGCUCCUCGGCCAUCUCCAAGAAAAAAUUACAGUCUCCAUGAAAAAUGAAAAUCAGGACAUUGAUGCCACCCAAGUGUUAGAAGAUUGCCAAAAUAUGAAUUCUAAAUUGCUUAGAGAUGUAGCUAAAUUACAAACAGAACUUGGAAAGUAUUUGAACUACAAUCAAGUUAAGUCUAAUUCGGUUCUACAUUCUUCAGUUGAGCAUCCUGAUGAAUUUCUGACAACAGAUAAAUGUUCCUUGGUUGAGACAAUAUCUGUGGGAAGUGAUUCGGGAGAUGAGAUGCCAUCCUCUACAUGGGAAGCUAAUGCUUUAGCAAAUAUAAUUGAAGGUAAUACUUUGAGUGACUUAGCAAUGUGUCCUAAAGAUAACGAAUAUAUGAAGAACAAAGUGUUAGAGGCCAAAUUGGAAAAAAUGAGCAAGGAUCUUGAAGAAGUAAGGUUACUUAACGACAAAUAUCAAGAGAAAUGUGCCUUACAGUUAUCUCAAAAACAGCAAACGGAAAGAGUCUGUCAAGAUGUAGAGCUGGAGACAACCAACACAAUUCUUCAUUUGCAGGAAGAGGUUGCCGGCCUUCAAUCAGAAUUAGAAGGGAAGUUAUGCUCCAUUGCUCAAGAAAAUACAGACUUAAGAAAUGUGGUUGCAGCAAAAGAAGAGGAAAUGAGGUCACUUUGUUUGAAUUGGGAAAAUGCAAUCUUGGAACUGACAACGUUCCUUCUUGAAGGUUCUAGAUCUCUCAAAGAUGCUUGUGGCCAAGUACAAAACAUCUCUUCUUCAUUUCCAAAGGUCAAUGCUUGGAUUAGCGAACAUGUUGGCAUGGCUGUCAAAAAGUAUAUUGAGAAGGAGGAAACAAUUCAUCAACUACAUAGUAGUUUGGAAGAUGCACGGAAGUUGAUAUUGGACAUGGAGUUGAAAAUAUGUUCCUUAAGGGAAGCAACUGUAACCUUAAGUGCAUUAGAACAUCUAGACAAUGAAAAUGGCAUUGAAGAGGCAAUUCAGUUAAGAGUUUUGUUAAAUGAGAAGACCAAUAUGAUAAGAACUUUGGAAAAAGAAAUAAAAUAUAAAAACGAUCAACUUUGUAAAGCAGAUAAACAAGUCAAUGUUGCAUUCCUUGUAGCAAAAUGGCUUUCCGAUACUUCUAAUGCAGCUCAAAUAAAUAAUGAUGCUGAAGACAUUUCCAUCCCUGAUCUAGAAAGGCAAGGGAGAUUGGGAAGUUGUAAUACUUCUGAGAAUCUAGAUGUUGGAUGUAAUUUGUUACUAAAUGAUCUUAUGGAUCAAGUUGAGUUGACAAACCUAGCAGUGUUGGAGAUGGAGAAUGUUUUGAAAGCCAUUUUCGUAGAUACAGAAAUGCAGACAGCAGGUUUCCAAACUGGUGUCUUUGAUCUUUUUUCCGUUUACAAGGAUUUGUUUCAAGACAUAGUCAAAGAAACAAAGGAUAUGAGGAAAGAAAUAAGGGAUUUAAAGAUGCAUCAUAUAAAUCCUAAGGGUUAUACAGUUGACUCACGGACAUUAAAUACAAACAAUUGUCAGGUGUUUGCUGACCAGCAUCACAGCCUGUUUCAGUUAAAAGAGCAACUUAUUGUGAUGAAUAAAAGUUUGAAUAUCAUAGAGAAUUGUGUUAGCCAAGAAGUAGACGUGUCAAGAUUUCAAUUGGUGGAUGAGGAUUUCAUAGAUGCUGAUGAAUUGAGCACUGACAGUUCUUCAGUCUCUGAUAUAUCAACUGAAACUGAGAGUGUUGCUUCUGGAAGCAAGUCAGGUGAAUUCACAAAUAAUUACGACUUUGAGUUAACUCGAGAAAUAACUGAAGAGAAGGUGCACCUAAAUCCCGAAAGCAACACUAUAACUCAAUCAGAUGAUGCUUGCAAUUCGUCAAAUACAGGAAAGUUCAUGAAAAAACCAAUCUAUAAUGAAGCUGGAAUUUCCUGUCUGAGGAGAGAAUUAAAUGCCACUUAUGAUGGCUUCCAAAAACUCUAUAUUUGUUUGUCCCCACUGCUCAAAGAAUUGGAUGAUGGAUCCUGUUCUUACCAGAAAGAACUGGAAAAGGUGGCUCCAUCUUCAAGGUUGAGGAUGCAGAAAGAUGAAGCAGACUAUGAGAGCGACACAGAGGUGUGCAAUUAUAUGGAUAUUAAGCCCGGUGACCGCUUUUUAACCAAAUUUAUGGAAGCUCAUGCAACAGUAAAGGAAGCAGAUUUUACACUACAUGCUUUGACAAAGGCAUUUGAAGAUUCAAAACAGUUGACUGCUAUGUGGAAGCAGGCUGGUGAAAACUUGAUGAUUGAGAGAGAAAACCUAGCUGACGAGAUUCAAAAGCUCAAAUCUUCAACACACCAUAAAGAGGAAGAGAAUCGAUUACUGAAGGACCACAUCAAUUUCAGCUUGAUAGAGAUGACAAGUUCAUUUUCCAUGCUAGAAGAGUGUUUUUUGCAAAUGCAAAUUGACGUGGAGAAGAAAUUCAUGACAAUAUAUUCUGAUGUUCUUCAAAUGGGGCAGGAGAUACAAUACUUUAUGAACAGUCUAAAGUCAUCAGUAGAAGAUAUUUUCUCUCAGAUUGUGGAUGGAGGUUUUGUAUCUUUUACUCUGUACAGUUGCUGUUUAACAGAGCUUGUCAGCAAAUUUACUGGCUUUAGUGUAAACCAUGAGUUGCAAUCAGCAAAGCAAGGGGAAUUUUGUAAUUUGCCAAAAAGUUGCUCAAGUAUUCCAGAACCUGUCCCGAGUACAGUUUAUGAAGGUGUUGGGAAAAUAGAUCACCAUCUGUUAAUCCAAAAUGUGCAAGAGGAACCAGAUUUGCCCAAUGUUAGAGUAUUAUACGAAAAUAUGGAUCUUAAAAAGGAGUUAGAGAGGAAACAAGAGUUAUUAGAGGGUUUAUUUUUUGACUUUAGGCUGUUGCAGGAAUCAGCUUCUAACAGUAAGGAAAUUAAGGAUCAGACCGAGAAGUUAAUAUUUUCUCUAAGCCAAGCUCGACAUGAGCUAGAGAUUAAAACAAAUCAGCUUGAUGAUAUGCUAGUUCAAAACAGAAAACUUGAAGCUUCUCUUGCUGACACUGAAAAGGCCUUAACUAUAUCAAAUUAUGAGCUUGGACUUGCUAAAGAAUCAAUUGAGAAAUUUUCUGAUCAAAAUGAGGAGUUAAGGGAACUUUUAAAAGAAUUAUAUGGCAACAAAGUUGAAGCUGAAGAGCAAUUGGAUGAGCAUAAAGAGGUGAUUAAAGGUUUGGAAAAAGAAAUUGACAAUUUGACAGCUUCAGUGGAAAACCAAUCACUUUCCUUGUUUGAAAGCAUCGAGAAUGAACUAAAUCAGGUGAUGAUGGAGAGAGAUGAACUCCACGAAAAAGUUCAUGUCUUGAAUGACAAGCUUGAUAUGGCUUAUUCCUUGGUUGAUGAAAAGGAAGCUAUUGCCGUGGAAGCUCGUCAGGAGUCAGAGUCUAGCAAGUUCUAUGCGGAACAAAAGGAAGAGGAAGUCAAGAUUUUGGAACAUUCUGUUGAGGAGCUCGAAUCUACCAUAAAUGUUUUAGAGAAAAAGGUGUAUGACAUGGAUGAGGAAGUGGGAAGACAUCGUUCAAUUAGUGAUUCACUGAAAGUGGAACUCCAAGCUUUGACAGAGAGGUUAUUGUUAGUUGAGAGUUUACCCCAAAACUCAAAUUCAGAAAGCAUGAGUGUUCAAACUGGAGACAAGAUAUAUAGGCAACUACCCAGUAAAGUACUGGAACUUCACGAGGCACUGAAGCUUCUUGAAAAGGAAAAUGCAGAGAAAGAUCAGGAGAUUAAAAAGUGCAAAGAGUACAUCUCUGAAAUUGUAUUGCAUGCUGAAGCCCAAGCAUCGCAGUACCAACAGAAGUACAAGUGCCUGGAGUCAAUGUUCCGUGAAGUGAAAACAGAUGUGUCAUAUUCAACAUCCAUGGUACCAACAUCAGAGAAAAUGGAGAAAACCUCAACAAGGGCUAGAGGUUCUAGCUCACCAUUCAGAUGCAUUUCAAAUCUUGUUCAGCAGAUGAAUCAGGAGAAAGAUCAAGAACUGGCAGUGGCAAGGUGCCGUGUGGAAGAACUAGAAGCUCUCUCAGCUAGUCGACAAAAGGAGGUAUGCAUGCUACGAACAAGGCUGGCUGCUACUGAAAGCAUGACUCAUGAUGUCAUUCGAGACCUUCUUGGUGUCAAAUUGGACAUUACCAACUAUGCAAAUUUGAUAGACCAAAACCAAAUCGUGAAACUAGUAGAGGAAGCUCAUCAUCAGAGAGAAGAGAUAUUUUUAAAGGAAAAAGAGAAUCUCGACCUUAGACUACAUAUUAAUGAUCUCAUUGAAGAAAGAGAGAGCUGCAUAUCGGAACUGAAAAUUAAAGAGGCAGAUAUGCUUGCAACUCAGAUAGCAGUACAACAACUCCAAGAGCGAGAUCAGAUGCUUUCAGCACAAAAUGAAAUGUUGAAGAUGGAGAAGACCAAUCUCAUGAGGAAGGUUGCAGAAUUGGAUGACAUGGUGAAAACAGUACUUGGGACACGAAAUUAUCAACACGUCCCACAGUCGUCAAAGACUAAGGAUAAGGGUCCUCAAAAUGUGGGGAACGUCAGAUUUACCAAGAGGUUGUCACAAUACGAACGACUUUCUUCUUCUCGUGUUAAUGAAGACCUUACACAGCGCCGCAAAUCUUCUGGUAAUAAUUUGCACGGCUAAACAACCACGUUUUUUGGUGCCUGGUCCAACAUGUUUUCAUGUAAAAUGUACAGAUACCCUCUCACUGUACAAUUGAUACCUCAUUGUAAGACCUUUGCAAGUUCAAAAAAUGUACCCAAAUAAAGUCUCAUGUAACAUUUAGUGUGGUGUUUUUGGGUAUAGUUGUCCAAUCUAUCAUCUCUCUUCGGAUCAGUUAUUGUACAAUAGGAGCUUGGCUAUGAAGCUUUCUGCCAAGGAAAAGGGCAAACACUAUUCAGUCUGAUUCAGUUGUACCAUUUGACCAAUAUAAAUAAACAGUUGUACCAUUUGAAAAAUAUAUUAAAUAAGGUUUAUUUAAUA